Drosophila mauritiana is the source of this 1437-nucleotide messenger RNA. Its product is annotated as cell wall protein DAN4. Bases 1 to 1437 code for a protein of 478 amino acids. The record is from RefSeq and is a predicted model, not a curated record. The transcript has 2 exons. NCBI's taxonomy places the organism in Eukaryota, Metazoa, Arthropoda, Insecta, Diptera, Drosophilidae.
AUGCCAGAAGCUCAAGAUGUUAUUUUCCUGUUGACUGCACUUGAAAUAUCAAUUUCAACCACGCAAAGAACCACUACAACUGAAUCAUUUCCUUGUAUCAUUUUUCCGAGCUUUCCAUUAUGUGCACAAUCAACCAAAUCCACUACCACAACUACAAAGGACAUCACGACCACUGCAGCAUCUUCUACAACAGCUGAAGACUUGAAAACAACCACAGUUGCCCCUACAACCACAGAAAAUAUUUCGACCACCACAAAUGCACCCACAACGACAGAAGAAAUAACAACUACGACUUCCGCUCCUACGACCACUCAAGAAAUACCAACAACUACAAUUAUUCCAACAAGUACUACUUUAGCUACACCAACAACCGAAGAAUCAGCAAAAACCCCUACAGAAGUUUCUACAACUACUGCAGAUCCAUCAACCACAACUUUAGCUUCAUCUACUGAUGAAACGACAACAACAACCGCUCCCACAACCACUGAAGAGAUUACAACUACUACUCUUGCUCCUACUAGCACUGCAGAAAUAACUACAACCACAAUUGGUCCGACAACGACCGUUGAAAUAACAACAACCAAUACUUCUCCUACUGCAACUGAAGAGUUAACAACAACUACUGAAGAGAAAACAACAGAAGUUUCUACAACUACUGCAGAUCCAUCAACCACAACUUUAGCUUCAUCUACUGAUGAAACGACAACAACAACCGCUCCCACAACCACUGAAGAGAUUACAACUACUACUCUUGCUCCUACUAGCACUGCAGAAAUAACUACAACCACAAUUGGUCCGACAACGACCGUUGAAAUAACAACAACCAAUACUUCUCCUACUGCAACUGAAGAGUUAACAACAACUACUGAAGAGAAAACAACGACUACGGCCGCUCCCACAACGGCAGUCUCUUCUACAACGACUGAAGAGCCAUCGACCACUACUCUUGCUUCAACAGCAACUGAAGAAGUAACAACAACCACAACCGUAACCUCAACGACCGAGGAAGCAACAACAACCACUACUGCUCCUACUACUACUGAAGAAUUAACAACAACCAUAUCUCCCACAACCACAUCUUUAGCUCCAACAACUACUGAGGACAACUCAAACACUGCGUCUACAACCACUGCAGAAAUAACAACCACAACCUUAUCGACAACCACUGAAGAAUUAACAACCACAACGACAGCUCCCUCCAACCAACAGGCUCAACACCACCACCAUCACCACCACGAAGUGAUUGGACCUCCAGCCUUCCCGCUUCCGCCGCCAGGCUUUCCCCUUCCACCUCCACCAUUUCCAUUCCUUGGAUCCUUGCCAGAGGCUGAUCCUGCUGUAAUUGCUAUACUACCUAUUCCGCCUCCGCCGCCGAUCCCAGCAUUUCCUCGACCACCGCCAAGACCACCACUACCCUUCGGAAACUUUUUUGGAUAA